Drosophila eugracilis is the source of this 838-nucleotide messenger RNA. RefSeq names its product Golgi-associated plant pathogenesis-related protein 1-like. Gene Ontology annotation, cellular component: extracellular region. Bases 67 to 702 code for a protein of 211 amino acids. Lineage: Eukaryota; Metazoa; Arthropoda; Insecta; Diptera; Drosophilidae. The transcript is spliced from 4 exons. The record is from RefSeq and is a predicted model, not a curated record.
GUAAUUUGAAGCUCGGAAAAACUUGCCAAAAUAUUAAACGUGUAAAUUUAUUUAUGAAAAUUAAACAUGGGUUCGGUGAGGAUAUUAUAUGUUUUGGCUGUUUGUUGGUUAGUCGCAGUAGAGGCGGGCCCUAAGGAGAACCAUUUGAAAAAGCAUAAUGAGUUGAGAAGAAGGCACGGCUCCCCGGAUCUGAUAUUAGAUGACAAACUCUCGGCUCAAUGCGAAGCUUAUGCAAAAAUAUUAGCCAAAAAACGACAGUUGAUUCAUUCAACUGACGCCAAAAAAUAUGGUGAAAACUUGUGUAUGCGAUCGUCAAAGCCAAUGCGAUGCGAUCAGAUGUGGUACGAUGAGAUCGCGUUAUACGACUAUGAUAACCCAGGCUUUUCCAUGAGUACUGGGCAUUUCACCGCUCUAGUUUGGAAGAAUACAAAAAUAUUCGGUUACGGCCAAGCCCAAGAUAAACAUGGGUUCUACUGGGUGGUAGCUAGGUAUUAUCCUCCCGGCAAUUAUAGAGGAGAGUAUGAGGAAAAUGUUCCAAGGCCGCUCUACGGAAAGGUAGACUAUGGUACUGGAGGGUCGGCCCUGAGAAUUUCCAGCUCUGCUACUCAACAAAGUCAAGUAAACACGAUUCUCAAAUCAUUUUCCUGGUGGCGGUACUUCAUAAAUAUCGUUAAGCAGUUUUUGUGCCUGCACUGGUUGUAAAUUUGUCUUUUCAAACAAACCAUUUUGCUUUUGAAUGUCUUUGUGCAGUUUUGGCAAAACUAUGCUAACUCAGUUUUGCCCAAUCUGCACAAAGAAAUCAAAUUUUGCCUGUAAUUGAUUAUAACUAAAUCUUUUG